Messenger RNA from Selaginella moellendorffii, 3094 nucleotides. RefSeq names its product auxin response factor 16. The record is from RefSeq and is a predicted model, not a curated record. NCBI's taxonomy places the organism in Eukaryota, Viridiplantae, Streptophyta, Lycopodiopsida, Selaginellales, Selaginellaceae. Gene Ontology annotation, molecular function: DNA binding; protein binding. Gene Ontology annotation, cellular component: nucleus. The transcript is spliced from 13 exons. Gene Ontology annotation, biological process: regulation of DNA-templated transcription; response to hormone. Bases 432 to 2951 code for a protein of 839 amino acids.
CUGUUGUGUAGGGUAACACUGCGCUGGUCUGCUGCUAACUGGGCUUUUGUUUGCUCCUUUUUGCUUGCGCGCUGCCUUGUUUGGAUUUGGGAGAUCGCGGUGUGGUGUUUGUGCCGGCAUUUGGAUCGGCAAGGCAACUAUUGGGAGUUCUCACUCACUCUCUCACUCGUCCUAGUGUUUGUGGGUUCUUUGUUUUACUCUUUGUCUCGCAAGUGCUGCUGGUGGGUUUGCUGUUCUCGCUGUCUGUGGCAUUCCCGGAGGCUGGGAGUGGAAUUUUUUUCUCUUGUGGGGUUGUAGCAGGGGUUUGUGAACAGUGGUUUCGUUUCUUCCCUGGAGAGGAGUGAAGGAAGAACGGGGGCUUUUGCGUGUGACAAUGGCGUCGGUGGAAGACUCUCUGCAUCUGAGGAGGGGCCGCUAGCACUAGGACGAGGAUGAACACCGAGAUGGAAGGAGGUGACAAGAAGGCUAUAAACCAGGCAUUGUGGCUUGAAUGCGCGGGACCUCUCAUCACUUUGCCAGCGAUUGGUAGCCAAGUUGUCUACUUCCCACAAGGUCACAGCGAACAAGUGAUAGCUUCCACGCACAAGGAGGCUGAUUUCGAAGUUCCCAGCUAUCCGAAUCUCCCACCUCAGCUCUUUUGUAUUCUUCACAACAUCACUCUCCAUGCCGAUCAAGAAAACGACGAGGUUUUCGCGCAGAUGACGCUGCAGCCCUUCUCACAGACUGCGCUGCUGAAGGACCCGUUUCUUUUGCCGGACUUUGGAAUCCAGACGAAGCAAACCAUCGUUUCUUUCUCCAAGACGUUAACAGCGAGUGAUACGAGCACUCACGGUGGUUUUUCCAUUCCCCGCAGAGCAGCGGAGAAAGUUUUCCCCCCUCUUGAUUUUACCAAGACACCUCCAGCUCAAGAGCUCGUUGCCAGAGACUUACACAACAACGAGUGGCAUUUCCGCCAUAUCUAUCGAGGCCAGCCUCGAAGGCACUUGCUCACGACCGGGUGGAGCGUUUUCGUCAGCGCUAAGCGGCUUCAAGCUGGCGACACGGUGCUGUUCUUGAGGGACGAGCAGGGACAACACAUGCUGGGAAUUCGACGGGCAAACCGGCAGCAAACGAAUCUCCCGACAUCUCUAUUGUCGAGCGACAGCAUGCUCAUCGGUGUUCUUGCCGCGGCUGCUCACGCAGCAUCCACCAACAGCCGCUUCACGAUCUUCUAUAAUCCGAGGGCGAGCCCCUCGGAGUUUGUGAUUCCACUGGCGAAGUAUCAGAAAGCACUGCAUCCUCCGCAACUGACUGUAGGAAUGCGAUUUAGAAUGGAGAUGGAAACCGAGGACUCAAGCACAAGGAGGUACAUGGGAACAAUCACUGGUAUAGGAGAUUUGGAUCCCGUAAGAUGGCCAAACUCCCACUGGAGAUCUCUCAAGGUGAGAGCUUUACCAAAGCAAGCCGAGUCUUCUCACUUUUCUUUGUCCUCUCAGGUCGGCUGGGACGAAUCUACCGCUGGACAGAAGCAACGCAGAGUGUCAGCAUGGGAGAUUGAGCCACUGACAGUACCUUUUCUUCUCUGCAACUCUUCGUUUUUGUUGAGGUCCAAGCGUCCGAGAGGUACUGAGGAGGAGCUCCAGAUGAAGGCUCCCUCGAUCUGGGCCAGAGGAGAAGAAGGCAAGUUUAGCAUGCAAAAUAUGAACUUUCCUGGGCUCAGUGGGAUGGAUCACUGGCUCCAACUCCAGCAAAAAGCCGGGGGCUCCGCGGCAGUAACUCCACCGCCUCCUGUCAUCCAACCUGGUUACUACAGCUCCAUCCUCCAAGAAAUGCGGACCAUUGAUGCUACUCCAAAGCAGCUCAUGCAAAGUCCGCAAGCCUUCCAGCCGAUGCAAUUCAACCAGUCGAUGCCACCGCUACUCCAGCAGCAGCAGCAACAGGCCCAGCAGAUGAUGCACCUGCCUCCAAACGUCCCGGAAGCAGCGAGCAUGCAUGCUCCAUACAUCCCAGCUGCUCUCAAGACCCCUCCGGAUCAAGAGGUGAAUCGAAACAGCAACUCAUACCCGCCCUUCAUCAUCGAGGACGGCGUCUCGUAUACUUCGAUGCUCCAGGGCUCGGCUCCAGCAUCACUCCCAAAGCAGCAACACCAUCAGCAGCAAGCAGGGAUGUUGACUUGCUCGAGUUUGGAUCACCAGACCAACUGGAUGCCAUCCCUGCGAGAAGGUGACGCGAGCAUUCCGGUGGAUGCAUCGCUUCUACCGCCGUCGGCAUCACAGCAAGCUCUGGAUCAAGACAACGAUCCCAGAAGUCACGUCCUCUUUGGCGUCAACAUAGAUGGCCAAGUCCCGCCAUCUUACGCUCCCCCGCCUUUCUCCAAGCCAAAGGAUUUCUCCGGAGCUCAAGCCGACAUAGCUCUCCUCCAUGCCGCCGAAGAGAAUGGAGUCCCCCAACCAAGCUGGCCGCAACAAGUCUAUCCCCCGCCAGUGAGAACUUUCACCAAGGUCCACAAGGUCGGAUCGGUCGGGAGAUCGCUCGACAUCACCCGCUUCAAAAACUACCACGAGCUUCGCAACGAGCUCACGCGAAUGUUCGGCCUGGAGCACGAUCACAAGUCGGGUUGGCAGCUCGUCUUCAUCGACAACGAGAAUGACAUGCUGCUACUGGGCGAUGAUCCUUGGGAUGAAUUCAUCGGCUGCGUCAAGUCGAUACGAAUCCUCUCCUCGUCCGAGAUCCUCCAGAUGAACCAAGAACAUAUGGAGUGGCUAAACUCCAUUCCACUCCACCAGCAGCAAAAGCAAGCUAGCAGCUCCUCGGAUGAUCACCGGCCCUGCGGCGACGUCCCUGCGAUCACUACUGCUACCCCCACUGCCGCUACCACUACUACUGCUACCACCACUGCUCAAGCAGGCAACGUACCCCGAGCGAUGAGCAGCUACAACAGUGACCCGUCGUGCGUAAGCGAUGGGAUCUAACGUAACCAAGGGAAGAACUUGUCUCGAUUUCUAGCAAGUAGGAAGCUUACAGCGAAGUCGCGCUUUUUAUUCGCGCGUCUCCCUACCUAUGUAGAAAUUUUUACGCUGGACAGAAUCAACAAAAACCGAUACUUAGACGCGCU